Messenger RNA from Colletes gigas, 1894 nucleotides. RefSeq names its product scaffold protein salvador-like. The coding region runs from base 604 to 1833 and encodes 409 amino acids. Gene Ontology annotation, biological process: regulation of cell population proliferation; apoptotic process; hippo signaling. The transcript is spliced from 6 exons. Gene Ontology annotation, molecular function: molecular adaptor activity; protein binding. The record is from RefSeq and is a predicted model, not a curated record. Lineage: Eukaryota; Metazoa; Arthropoda; Insecta; Hymenoptera; Colletidae.
UUACUAAACGAACUAUACACGAAUAUAAUUCUUGUCCUAAUUUCUGAAUUGACGAGUAUUGUUUCGUUUUAAAGAAUAAUUAAUAUAAUAUAAACAUAUGAAAUUAACAACCAAUCGACGGAUUAAAUAAAUGAUCGACGUUUGAUUGGUUUUUUAAACAUUGUACAGAUCUGACGAUUAAAUGUUGUAGUAAGUGAUUAAUGUUGAAAAGUCCGUAAGAAAUUGGAUAAAAUAAUCGGUAGAAAAUUUUCUGUGAGGUUCUAAUGGUUUAAAUAAUUGACGCACUGUCUGUUACAUAUUGGUACUUACAUAGUAGGCUACUUGUAUUCAUAAAAUAUUCUCAACAUGAAGAGAAAGAUGCGAGCGUACAUACGUCAAACGCGGUAUAUAAUUUAAAAAUACUCGACAAUUUGACAGAUUUGCGAAACAAAGUCUCGUAAAGAUGUAAAUGACAAGAAUCGUCGUCUAUCUAUAUAAAUGAAUGUGCACGAAAUACGAGCGUGUCGAUGCCGAAAUUCUAACAUCGUGUUUAUUUAGGUUAUAAGCAGUUAUAAAACAUCGAAUAUUGUUGAUUUAACGUUUGAUCGAAUAUUUAUCGUUACGAUGUUAUCACGGAAAAAUAAAGAUUUAAGGACAAUCAAAGAAGGAGUUGUCGGAAAAUACGUGAAGAAGGAAACUCCGCCUGAAAUGCCAAUUAUUAACGUAUGGACCACAGAACCGAACAGAAGAACAAGGAAUCGUAAUAACCAUCAAACUAUUUCGACGUCUAUGUCUAUUCCGCAACAACCCAGUAUGGUACAGAAAUUUGGAAACACUAAGACAACAAUGAGCGCCGUAGGUCUAGGAAGUCACGAAGGAAAGUAUACUCCUAAUAGUUCUGUACCGGAUUUAGCUCAAAGAUUUGCCAGUCUCUCUGUCAAUACUAGUACAAGAGAUGGGAUGCCGUCUCGUACAGCGACUCCGAUGUAUCAUUCCAGACUUUCGCCUGCUAUAUCUCAUACUUAUGUUAAUCAGUAUGCCGGAUCCGAGUAUCAUUUAGAUAGGGUUCAAACACCGCAGAUGCCUUAUAAGCCCUUUGACAUCGAUUCGGGUUACGAAGAGUAUAAUCAUUCUGCGUAUCGUCAAAAUACAGGAUAUAGUCGAUGCCACUCUGAAAGAUCAAGUUCUAGGAACGAACAACAGGAAGAACUUCCUCUACCGCCUGGGUGGUCUGUCGACUUUACUCUAAGAGGCAGGAAAUAUUAUAUCGAUCAUAAUACAAAAACCACUCAUUGGUCUCAUCCUCUGGAAAAGGAAGGCUUACCUACAGGUUGGGAAAGAAUAGAGUCUCCCGAAUAUGGUGUUUAUUACGUUAAUCAUAUUACACGACAAGCCCAGUACGAGCAUCCAUGUUAUCCCCAUGAAAUCCAAGCAGUACGCGUUGUAGCGCCUCCGCGACAUACACACUUCCACUCUCAUAGCGUUUUAGUUCCAGCUAACCCGUAUUUAAACGAAGAAAUACCUCAUUGGUUGUAUGUAUAUAGCAGAGCAUCCGUCGCGUUAGAUCGAAAAUUACGGUGGGAGCUUUUCCGUUUACCUGAACUAGACUGUUUCAAUGCCAUGCUUACGAGACUGUACAAACAAGAGUUGGAGGAAGUUGUUAUGCGCUACGAAGAAUACAGGUUUGUUCUUACAUCCUAUUGUGAUAAUUUCCCGUUAACGUCUAUUGCUGUCAAAUACUGUUUCUUUAGGUCAGCUUUAUUAUGCGAAAUGGAACAAAGGCUGAAGGAAUUAAAUCCAGAAACUUCAAGUUCCUUGUCAGGAGCAAUUGCCCUACGACAGUCUCUUCCUUGAGUAAAAUUUUAUAAAAACAUUUCAAAUUACCGUACUUUUUGCAUGUCAAGAAGAGGCCCUG